UGAGUAAAUUUCGAUCUUGCGAAUUUGGUCACACUACAUGGAUUUUGUUUAUAUUUGUGGAAAGCAGAAAUAAAUGUCUAAUUUGCAAUUAACCCAGGAAAGGCUCGAUGCAUUGCGCUCGGAGUACAAGCCACGCAGGCCAUGCGCAAUGCUCAAAUACCCACGACCGAAAACAAAGCCCGAAUAUCAGUCAAUAUAUCCGUGGAUAAUACUCGAUGAAACUGAUCCGCAUUUUGUAUUCUGCGCCGUUUGCGAAUGUCGCUUGAGCGCCAAACGCUCCGAUCUGGGCAAGCACGAGGGCAGCAUAAAACACUCGGAGAAUGCUCAACGCAAAUCGGUCAAAUCGAAAACUCAGAGCCAGUCGAACGGUGGCAUCAAGUGGGAGUAUAACGAUGAGAGCAACGAUGAGAGCCUUCUGCCAAUGCAGUUUGCCACGGGCAGCGUGCUGUGCAAAACAGAGCCGGACAACGAGGAUGAGGAGGCCGACGGUGAGGAGGAGGGAGAGGAGGAAGACGAGGAUGACGAGGGCACAGCAGGAAAUGAAGAAGCACAACCAGAGGCAAGCGGCGACGGUGAUGCUGAAUAUGAGCCGGCUAGCAAGCGUCGUACUUCGGAAACAGAUUCUCAGCAUUCCGGCCUGUUGGAUUACCUGCCACUGCAGGUGACCAUCAAUGAGAUGCCCCACGGCCAGCUAAUGCCCGCUGCCCAGCCGGCCACAACGACGCCUCAGCCGUGCCGCAUCACAAUUAAGAAGGUGCCCGCAUCGGCACUCACAAAGAUGAACACGAGUGCACCCAUGGGCAACCAUGAGAUUACCUCGAAGGCAACCAUAACGCCCAUUGCCAGUGGCUGCUACAAUUCGUUGCGGCAGCCGCAGCUGCAGUCGUAUGCAUCGCGGCAGAUGCAGUCCUAUCAGCUGCAGCACCUUACCUCAAUCGAGUCGCAGCCGCGCGACUCACUGGAUCUCUUCUUCGACAGCAUUUGCUCGACGGUCAAAGGUCUGCCGCCCAAGCUGGCCACCGAGGGCAAAAUACGCGUGAUGCAGCUAAUUGGGGAGCUGGAGCUGCGUGCGCUGAACGAACGCGAUGCAUUGCCCGCUGGCUCAACAGUUGACCAGGCGGCAACAGGAGCACUGGCGACACCUUCGCUGGACGCACCUGGAGGCAGUCAGCAGAAUGCGACAGUUGCCUCGACCACCAAAUGAGGCGUAUUCAAUGAUCACAGUUCAAAGUUCAUACUCCUCUCUAUCAUUAGCAAGAGAUUCUGUAGCAAAAAUUGUUUAUGCUCGUUCACGUUGCUCUGAAGCGGGUAUAUUGGUUGUGUGCAAUGUCCAUUUGUCUGAAAUUCGGAAAUAUAUAUUCCGUAUUCGUAUAUAGCCUCGCCUAUUCUAGUGUUAAGAUUUCACAGUUUUAGAUCAAUGACUACGAUGUUUUGCGUAGAUCUAUAAACUUUAUGGAAAAUUGUAAAAUAUCUAGUUGAAGUUUAUUUAUUUAAAUGUAUCYAUUUUGGGAUCGUGAACGAGUAUCAGACAGUCGGCAGUAUCCGACUGCAGCACUCUUACAUGUUGACGAGUUUUAGUGUAAGACCUUACUCCAUUCAUGAGCAUUCUAUCUUAUCUCUACGUUAUCGCCUAGAGAUUGAUUAUUAAACAACAACAAAUACAAAGCAAAAACAAAAGAC
Molecule: messenger RNA, 1680 nt
Organism: Drosophila arizonae
Lineage: Eukaryota; Metazoa; Arthropoda; Insecta; Diptera; Drosophilidae
Gene: Ravus
Product: ravus
Molecular function (GO): DNA binding
Source: RefSeq, a predicted model, not a curated record